AAGUACAGGAAUUGAAAUCAAUUAGAAGCUUGCGCGUGCGUUUCGUUUUACGUCGGAUACGGUUAAGGCCAUCCAUCGUCGUCGACGUCGUCAACGCGAAUCGGUUGGAUCGCAAACGGGAUACUAAUUAGUGUUAAUUAGUGGUCAAACCGUUCGUUGCUGUUGCCUUGAGAGAAAUGUGUCAGCAGCCAAGAGCUACUUCAAAUGAUAGCGUUAAAGCCGCUUUGUUAUUCCACUCAGUUGUGCGAGCAGAACCAUGUUUGAGUGUGCCGAUUUGAUGGAUGGGGCCCUAAUUUAUUGCCUAAAGCUCGUGGGAAAAAGUCUGCGUUCUGUUUUGGGUGCUGGUUUAACACGGUUUAAGAACAAGUUUAGCGGAAUUAAACUAGAACCGUUUAGGGAAAGUGUAAAAAUGAACAACGGUUUGUUUACUUUUACAUUUUAUUAUUUCCAUUAUUGCAGGAAUGGUAAGCUUAUUUCGCUUUGAACAGUAAUUAUUCAUUAUUGUGCUGUGACGCUGUGUUACGCUGUGACAACUUCACUUAUGAAGUGCUCUUAUGAUUCUAAAGUGAUCGACACACUAAAAAAUGAGAUGGCUAAACUAAAUAACGUAGUAAAUGUGCUUGCUGCCAAAGUCGACACUCAGCCUAAAACGCCUAUGGGACAGCUAGCAUUUAAUUUCAAGGAUUUGCCAAGAAAAUCGAACACACCGGAAAGACGACGUACUUCCACUGACAUUCCUGUCGGCAAACCCAACUCUAAACCAACUGGCAUUAGAGGAACAAAAAAGAUUACCGAUGAUUUAUUAAAAACUGUUCAACUUCAUGACGACUUAUUUUGGUUAUACCUUUCUGCAUUUGACCCGCUUACUACUGAUCAAGAAAUUAUCGAUUUUGUUCGUAACUGUCUGAAUAUGAACAGUGAUCAGAAAAACCCAAAAGUGGUUAAAUUAGUACCCAGAGGUAGUGACUUGACUACAAUGAAAUUCGUGUCCUUCAAAGUUGGAAUUAGUAAUACAAUGAAGGAUACAGCACUCUGUGCUGAAACGUGGCCUGAAAAUAUUCUCUUUAGAGAAUUCGUGGAUCGUUCAAAAAACAUACCACCGAUUGUGAAGAUCCACGUAGAACAUCAACCGCAUCCGGACGGUACGAAAGCUCCCAACAGUUCAGCGAUAUCGUUGGAAUAGAAAGACCCGAAAUAACGCGAGAAAACCGACUAUCCGACGUAGGUUACUUGACUGAUCCAGAACGCACAGCCUCCUGCACUAUGGGAGCCUCAAAUCCACCCGAUCAAGUCGUGUCAGCUUGUUGUUUCAGUCAUCAUAGUCGUUCUGGUUUUGAGAUCGAGGUUGGUAAUGGGGUCUCCCAAAGUCAUCUCUCUGGCAAGUAUAUGUGCGUUACAAACAACUUCUGGCCUGAUUCAUCUCCGGGUUCUAGCUCUCAACGUGAUGACACAAGUUCCUCGAAAUCUCAACUAACAACACUAGGGCGCACCGUGUACAGCAUUUUGGAAGCUCUUAAACCACCCGACGCAGUCGUGCAUGUUGUGACCUGCCAUCAAAGUCGUCCUGGUCCUGCGGUCGAGGUCGGUGAAGGAGUCCUCCAACUUGUGUUUCCAGGCAAGUACCAUUCAAUUAAUGACGUCUUCCCGCCUGAUGCUUCUCCGCAUUACAGUCCACCAGAGCACCACGAUACGGUGUCCGCGACCAUCCAUUUAUCAUCAACGCUACAGAUCUACUAUCAGAACGUUCGUGGCCUAAGAACGAAAAUCGACCAGGUUUUCCUGGCUACUGCAGAACUGGAUUACGAUAUCUACGUAUUCGCUGAGACCUGGCUUGACGACAGCAUUCAAUCUGCUCAACUGUUCUGUAACGGCUACCGUGUGUUUCGUGUGGAUCGUUGCACUACAAACAGCACCCGUCGACGUGGUGGAGGCGUGCUUAUAGCGGUCAAACGUAAAUAUGGGUCAUCAGCUGUUCAGAAUUUACCUGUUACCACUAUUGAACUAUUAUGGGUCAAAGUCACCAUAGAACGUGUGGAAUUGUAUAUUUGCGCGCUGUAUAUUCCACCCGAUAAGAGCCAAGAUUGUUCUUUCAUGCAACUUCAUUUUGAUGCUAUAUCGGCAGUUGAUAGUACUCAGAAUGAUGCCAGUGAAAAUGCUCUGAAUCGACUACUUGAGCAGGUUGAUUGGUCAGAAAUUCAUCGCAGCGACGAUGUCGACAGUGCCACCGAUUGCUUCAAUCGAAUUCUACUAAAUUGCAUCACUCAAACGGUUCCGCGCAGCAGACCUCCAAGAAAACCAGCUUGGUCCAAUCCCCGUCUUAUUAAACUUCGUCGAAAACGCUCCAAGUUCUCGAAACUUUACAGCCUUUAAAGAUGCCCGGUCCUUAAACGCCAAUUUGAUGAAGCUAGUCGAAUCUAUCGUGGAUACAAUCGCUUUUUGUAUAAACGUUAUGUAAGGCGAAAACAGGAUGAUCUCCGACGUAAUCCCAAAAGGUUCUGGAGUUUUGUGAACUCAAAACGCAAGGAGAGUGGCCUUCCCACAAUUAUGCAUCUAGGUGAAGUAUCAGCCAACACUACACAGAGAAAAUGCGAUCUAUUCUCGCAACUUUUCGCGGGUGUUUUCGUUGAUCGUAUCCCAACGUCAGAAGAAGCUCUUACUGCUGCCAAUGGUGUUCCCAUGGACGCUAUCGAUUUUGACGUUUUCGAAAUAUCAAAUGCGAUGGUUGAGUCUGCGAUACAUAAACUCAAGCCAUCAUUCAAACCUGGCCCAGACAAUAUACCGUCAUGCGUAUACAAGAGGUGUCGCGCAUCCCUGGUUCCGCUUCUUCAAACAAUAUUUAAUCGGUCGCUACAACUGCAACAGUUCCCGUCUGUUUGGAAAUCUUCCUACAUGGUUCCGGUGUUUAAGAAAGGCGAUAAGACUGACGUUUCUAACUAUCGAGGAAUAACAUCACUAUCAGCAGGUUCAAAGUGUCUGGAAACCAUUGUUAAAGAUGUGUUAUUCAGCUCGUGCAGAAAUUACAUCAGUUCAUCCCAGCAUGGAUUGAUAACGGUGCACAGAUUGAUGCAGUGUACACUGACAUCAAAGCUGCAUUCGACACUGUGAAUCAUCAUUUACUUUUUGAUAAACUGUCUCGACUAGGAGUAUCUAAUAGGAUGUCCAACUGGCUUCGUUCAUAUCUGAGCGACAGAUUUCUCUGCGUAAAAAUUGGUCCUAAGAAAUCAGCGCCUUUUUCGCCAUGUUCUGGUGUGCCUCAAGGAAGCAACUUAGGACCCCUGUUGUUUACGCUCUUCUUUAACGACGUAGUAAUUCUUUUGCGAAAUGGUGGUAUACUCAUCUAUGCCGAUGAUUUGAAAAUGCAUCUUGCGGUACGAUGUGAAGCUGACUGUAGAGAGUUGCAGAAACUAAUAGAUCGUUUUGAACAUUGGUGCACUUUAAACUUUUUAAAAUUGAGUGUUGCAAAAUGUUCCGUGAUAACAUUCCGAAGACGUAAACAACCCAUUACAUUCAAUUAUACGAUCCUAGGUGAACAGUUGAACCGAGUUGAGAAAAUCAAGGAUUUAGGUGUUUUGUUGGAUUACCAACUCUCUUUAAGUCCCACUACUCGGCCAAUCGGCAAAUGGGAUUCAUUAUGAAAAUUGCCAAAGAUUUCAACGAUCCCACAUGUGUGAGAGCUUUAUUUUGCUCUCAGUGAGACCGAUCCUGGAAUAUGCAGCUGUUGUGUGGAGUCCAUAUGAAACGACUUGGAUCACGCGGAUUGAGUCGAUGCAACGUAAGUUUGUUAGGCGUGCUCUUCAUAACCUGAACUGGCGUGAUCCACUGAAUCUCCCGCCAUAUGAAAACCGGUGCGCAUUGCUCGGUAUCGAACCACUUCACAGCAGACGUGUAAUCAGUCAAGCAGUCUUUGGAGCAAAAAUACUUAAGGCUGAAAUCGACAGUGCUGAAUUGUUGAGUCGUAUGCGACUUUAUGCACCCACACGUGUUCUUCGGCCUAGGCAACUUAUUCAAGCCACUGCUAGGAAUACGAGAUAUGGUUCAAAUGAUCCCAUCAACUCUAUAAGCAGAAGAUUCCAGGAGGCAUACGAUUUGUUUGAUUUUACCUUGUCAACUGUUGCUUUUCGUCAGCGUUUGUGUUCCAUGUUACUUUAAGUUAGAAUAAGAUUAUUUC
Messenger RNA from Wyeomyia smithii (pitcher-plant mosquito), 4168 nucleotides. RefSeq lists its product as uncharacterized. The transcript has 2 exons. NCBI's taxonomy places the organism in Eukaryota, Metazoa, Arthropoda, Insecta, Diptera, Culicidae. The record is from RefSeq and is a predicted model, not a curated record. The coding region runs from base 1264 to 2370 and encodes 368 amino acids.